Perognathus longimembris pacificus (Pacific pocket mouse) is the source of this 2025-nucleotide messenger RNA. It is a transcript of the gene Mrpl15, whose product is annotated as mitochondrial ribosomal protein L15. The coding region runs from base 59 to 949 and encodes 296 amino acids. Gene Ontology annotation, biological process: translation. Gene Ontology annotation, cellular component: mitochondrial large ribosomal subunit. NCBI's taxonomy places the organism in Eukaryota, Metazoa, Chordata, Mammalia, Rodentia, Heteromyidae. Gene Ontology annotation, molecular function: structural constituent of ribosome. The record is from RefSeq and is a predicted model, not a curated record. The transcript has 5 exons.
ACGUGACCUCGCGGGUGCCACUCCGGGUGCCCUUACAAAUCCUGACGCCGGUAGGGUCAUGGCCGGGCCGGCGCAGGGCGGUGGGGCCCGCUCUCUCGAUCUGCUCCGGGCCCUGCCUCGUGUGUCCCUGUCCAACUUGAAGCCCAAUCCCGGCUCCAAGAAACCGGAAAGAAGACCAAGAGGUCGGAGAAGAGGUAGGAAAUGUGGCAGAGGCCAUAAAGGAGAACGGCAGAGAGGAACUCGGCCCAGGCUGGGCUUUGAGGGAGGCCAGACACCAUUUUACAUUCGAAUCCCCAAAUAUGGAUUUAAUGAAGGACAUAGCUUCAGACGCCAGUAUCAGCCUUUGAGUCUAAAGAGACUGCAGUAUCUUAUUGAUUUGGGUCGAGUUGAUCCAACACAACCCAUUGACCUAACCCAGCUUGUCAGUGGAAGAGGUGUGACCAUCCAGCCAUUUAAGAGGGAUUAUGGGGUCCAACUGGUUGAGGAGGGUGCUGACACAUUUCAGGCAAAAGUGAACAUUGAAGUACAGAUGGCUUCAGAGCUAGCCAUUGCUGCAAUUGAAAAAAAUGGUGGUGUUGUUACUACAGCCUUCUAUGAUCCAAGAAGUCUAGGAAUUCUGUGCAAGCCUAUUCCAUUCUUUCUGCGUGGACAACCCAUUCCCAAACGAAUGCUUCCACCUGAAGAGCUGGUACUAUAUUACACUGAUGCCAAGAACCGGGGUUACCUGGCAGACCCUGCCAAGUUUCCCGAAGCAAGACUUGAACUUGCCAAGAAGUACGGUUAUGUUCUCCCUGAUAUCACUAAAGAUGAACUCUUCAAAAUGCUCAGUACACGGAAGGAUCCAAGGCAGAUUUUCUUUGGUCUUGCUCCAGGAUGGGUGGUGAAUAUGGCAGAUAAGAAAAUUCUCAAACCUACAGAUGAGAAUCUCCUUAAGUAUUACAGCUCGUGAAUUCCAGGAAGACAGUCAUGGAAGAGUACCAGGAAAAGGACUGAAACAUGGUUUAUCAUUGUACUCUCUACAUGUAUAAUCCUCUAGAUACUAGUGGUGUAUGCGGCCACUGUAAUCAUAGCUCUUUUUCAUUUUAUCCUAAAAAGUGUAGGAAGCAAGGACUGCACAUAGGAACCAAAUCUGUGUGGGUUGUGUAUCAGAGAAUCAACUUUUGGUUGUUUAUUGCAGAAUGAUUCUAUUUUAGAAUAUUUCUAGACUUUUGUCAUGAUCUUUUCCUCCAAGCUUUGUCUUGUUGUGAAGCAGAAAGAACAGCAAUGGAGAGUUAGAUUGACUAACAAGCUGCUGCUCGAGCAAAGAUAGAGAGAGCAGCUGCUGGUAAGCUGUGUUCCUUUAAUCAGCAGCCUAAGGAAGCUCUGCCACCCGGAACCCUCUCGUGGGAUGGAAAUGAUUAGGAAUGUGACUGAAGGCUGAUGAGUGGCUUCUAAGUAGCAUAUUUUCCAGCAACAUUGGAGGUUAGAGGAAAAAACCUUAAAAACAAUUGGUUGUGAGAAAAUUAAAUUCAGUCUUAUUCGCUUGUUUUUGAGAUGGCAUCUUGAACUCUUGCCUCAGCCUCCCAGGGAGCUGGGAAUACAGGUGAACUUCACCAUACCAGACUUAAAGUCACUUGAUACAAAAGACACAGGAACUAGUAAGCUUACUUAACUUUUGGGGGGGUAUGUUGUGUUCACAGUGUAGGAAAGUUUAAUUUAACCAUACUCAGUUAAAAUUCACCUUAUAUAAUUCAUGGCAGUCCUUCACAGUUGAAAUAAAAUGACUCCUGGCUAAUUUUCUUGAAAUAAAAUGAAAAACCUAAACUAUGUAACAUUUUAACUUUUCUCCAUAUGUUGCUGACUUAGGGGUUUAUAAUUUAUUUUUCUGCCUAGAAUAUGUUUCAUUUCUUGUCCAGGUUGUGUGAUUUGGCUUGUUAUAAACCAUUACUUGACCUAGAAUUUAGCAAAAAUCAUUAGGAUCAUCUUUGACUAUAGAAUAUCAAGUCUCAGAGGUUCCGAAUUAAAAGACAUUUUCAGAGACCUCAA